Blumeria graminis f. sp. triticale is the source of this 852-nucleotide messenger RNA. NCBI's taxonomy places the organism in Eukaryota, Fungi, Ascomycota, Leotiomycetes, Helotiales, Erysiphaceae. The record is from the annotation of a GenBank genome assembly.
AUGGACAAUGAUAUUCAGCCCAAGUCGAUACUUAAGAAAAGUAACUCAAAAAAAAGUACGAUCAAAGAAAACUCAAAUCAAAAGCUUGCUGAGUACCAUGCGGGCAUCAUACAACGCAGAAAAGCAUUCGAAUCUCAAAUACUACAGUCAAUAGAAACCCUCAUGGAAUAUCCGCUUGCGCACUCACCGUUUGAUGCAUCUUGCCCUUCACCUGUUGAUAUAGCGAAUUUUAAGAGGCUUGCUCAAAUAUUUAGGCCUAAUGAUUAUGAUGACCUCAUUCAUGAGCGGAAUAUAAACGAACACUGUGGCUACACACUAUGUCCGAACAAAAGACACAGAGAAAACUGUACAGGUAAAUAUAGACUGAUGGGAACUGGUGGUAAGGCGAAAGACUUUAAGGUGGUCGAAGUGGAUCAACUUGAGAAAUGGUGCUCUUUACAAUGUGCAAAAAGGGCACUUUAUGUCAGAAUUCAACUUAGCGAUGUUCCAGUCUGGGAAAGACAAGAAAAGGUCGAGGGAACUCUAAAUUUUGACCUGCUCGACGAACCGAAAAAUAUCAGCCCGAACAUCCUUCGAAAGAUCAUGGAUCUAAAGAUUGAUUUAGAGGACUCUAGAUGCAAGGCUAUCGACCCAGAUGAGGGGACAGUCAAAGAAGAUUCCACAAAAUCUUCAGUUGCUGAAUUUUCAGAGAUUCAAGUACAUGAAUCUAAUGUAGAUGGGGGAAAAGAGACUAUUCCAAUCGUUCCAAACCCUAGCUAUGAGGCGCAUCUAAAAUUGGAGGGGCACAUAUCCAAAUUUCGGCCAUCUGCCAAGGGUACUGUUACGUACAAGCACGGGUUCGAAGUCAACUGA